Molecule: messenger RNA, 1368 nt
Organism: Miscanthus lutarioriparius
Lineage: Eukaryota; Viridiplantae; Streptophyta; Magnoliopsida; Poales; Poaceae
Source: the annotation of a GenBank genome assembly
AUGGAGCUGCUAGUGCUCCUGCUCUUCCUCGCCCUCCCCGUCCUCCCGGCGCGCUGCGGCUCGGUGCCUCCGCUCCACCUCGAGCUGGCGCGCGUGGACGCCGCGGCGGCCGCCAACCUCACGGACCACGAGCUCAUCCGGCGCGCCGUGCAGCGCAGCCUCGACCGACCAGGGAUCGUGGCGCGCUCUGGCGGCGGCAGCGGAGGAGGGGCGGCAGCCGCGGCCGGGGCGCGCAAGUCCGUCGCGAGCGAGGCCCCGCUGGUGCCCGGCGGUGGCGACUACCUGGUCAAGCUCGGGAUCGGCACGCCGCAGCACUUCUUCUCGGCGGCCAUCGACACGGCCAGCGACCUCGUCUGGUUGCAGUGCCAGCCCUGCGUCAGCUGCUACCGCCAGGUUGACCCGCUGUUCAACCCCAAGCUCUCCUCCUCCUACGCCGUCGUGCCAUGCAGCAGCGACACCUGCGCCCAGCUGGACGGCCACAGAUGCGACGAGGACGACGACCAAGCGUGCCAGUACACCUACAAGUACAGCGGGAACGCGGUGACGAAGGGCACCCUGGCCAUAGACAAGCUGGCCGUCGGCGGCGACGUGUUCCACGCCGUCGUCCUCGGCUGCAGCGACUCCAGCGUCGGGGGCCCUCCCGCGCAGGCCUCGGGGCUGGUCGGCCUCGGCCGCGGGCCGCUCUCGCUGGUGUCCCAGCUCUCGGUCCGUCGGUUCAUGUACUGCCUGCCACCGCCCAUGUCCAGGACCCCGGGAAAGCUCGUGCUCGGCGCGCGCGCGGACGCCGUCCAGAACGUGUCGGACCGGGUGACCGUCACCAUGUCGUCCAGCACGCGGUACCCGUCCUACUACUACCUCAACUUCGACGGGCUGGCCGUGGGCGACCAGACCCCGGGCACGAUCAGGAGGGCAACGUCGCCGCCCACGGGCGGUGGUGGUGGAGGAGGCGGUGGCGGCAACGGCAGCGCAAACGCGUACGGGAUGAUCGUGGACGUCGCGUCGACGAUCUCGUUCCUGGAGGCGUCGCUGUACGAUGAGCUGGCGGACGACCUGGAGGAGGAGAUAAGGCUGCCCCGCGCCACGCCGUCGCUCCGGCUGGGACUGGACCUCUGCUUCAUCCUGCCGGAAGGCGUGGGGAUAGACCGGGUGUACGUGCCGACGGUGUCGAUGUCGUUCGACGGACGGUGGCUGGAGCUGGACAGGGACCGGCUGUUCGUGGAGGACGGCAGGAUGAUGUGCCUAAUGAUCGGCAGGACGAGCGGGGUGUCCAUCCUUGGGAACUUCCAGCAGCAGAACAUGCAUGUCCUCUACAACCUGCGCCGGGGCAAGAUCACCUUCGCCAAGGCCAGCUGCGACUCCUUGCCAUAG